AUGAAUUUAAGUAUUUUUAUUUUAUUACUCAUGUAUGCCAAAACUAUCACAUCUUAUAGAUGUCAUGUUGAUUUAAUUACAACUAUUACUGGAAGAUUUAUGUGUAAAGGUAUACCAGAUAAUAAUGUUCAAAUCUUGAUUGGAAGAAAAACUUUUUUUGGUAUAAUUAGUUAUUUUCAUAUGCAAAAGCCUUGUUACUAUGGUAAUAUCAAAAUUAUUUUUAAUAGGCGUAAAUAUUUAAAUAUCAAACCUGUUAUGAAGAUAAUACACAGAUGUAAAGUAUUAAGAAAUAAUUGUCAUAUUGAAGCAAUCAAACAAAUUCCUCCUGUUUAUUUUUCUGGUCGUGGUAUUCCAACAAACGUCACAUUUAACUUUGGUACCUUAGAUCUAAUAAGAUAUUUACCAAACCAAAAAUUCAUAUGUCGAAGAGCAAAAUAA
Messenger RNA from Strongyloides ratti, 438 nucleotides. RefSeq lists its product as hypothetical. Gene Ontology annotation, cellular component: cell surface. The transcript is spliced from 2 exons. Bases 1 to 438 code for a protein of 145 amino acids. Lineage: Eukaryota; Metazoa; Nematoda; Chromadorea; Rhabditida; Strongyloididae. The record is from RefSeq and is a predicted model, not a curated record.